ACAAUCCACGGAUUUUGUGCAUACACAAUUAUUUGCCAAUAAACAUUUGUUAGAUUUAGUAGGCCUAUGACCUGCUUUUUAGAGCUGUCCCACCAGCACUGAGGACAUCGCGACGUGACGGGCGGCUGGAACACGAUGAGGCUCCCAGCAGCCACUGAGGCCUUCUUAGAUGGACCACAAGCCCCAGGAGUUUGGCCCAUGACCAUCACGCCUCUACCUGCUGGCCCAGCAAGGCAGAGAGAGGAGCAGCCAGUGGUCAAGAAGACAGCGCCUCCUCGCUUCCUUCCGCCCCAGGAGCCAAGACCAGCCCAGGUCAAAAUGUUCUUCAAGCGUGCCCGGCUGGUGAGUGGUUCUUCUGGGGCUGAAAGGGAGAGGGUGCCUCCCUGGUGCCUUCCGCCCCUGGGCUCCACACCAGCCAUGCUCUUCAAGCGUGGUCCACCUGCCGACACAGUUUGCCCCCAGCCAGAGAAAAACCCUGGCGACCUCAAAGGAGUUCCGGGCCUAGGUGUAAAAGAAAGCAAAGUGUAUGGGUUGGAGGUCAGGGCUGUAAACCAAAAUAACUGUGUCCGGUUCCUCCCGCCGCCGGAGCCCAGACGAGGCAGGAUCUGGAAGCGAACCUGGCUGGUCCAAGGGUUGUGCAUGCCACUGCCGUCCACUAGAUGUCUUUGCAACUGCAGAUCUGGAUUUCUUUUCAACCUCAGAUGUGCGUGUGGGGUUGUGUGGGAACCUGGGGCUGAGGAGAAGGUGGCGCCUCCCUUAUUCAUACCCCCCCUGGAGCUCAUGCCCGCCGCGCUGUUCAAGCUGGGACUGCUGGCUGAAGGCGUUCGCAUUGCGCAAACCAGCGGAGGCUUUGAAGGACUCGGUAUGGGUGGGUUUCGCCAUGUUUUAGGCCCCACUCUUCCCUUAACUGGUUCAACACCCCUAGUCGUGGGCCAGCCAAUCAGGACCAGACACCACAAGCCUCCCUCAUUGUUGUCAAGCCAGGACAAGACAGAUUCAGAGAGUCAGAGCAUAUGGGAGAGUGCAUCGGGGGCUGGCUGCUCAGGGCUCGGUCAGGUCCUAUGCUGGCCCACAGCCCAAGUAGGCAGACUUGAUCCUGAACCAAGACAGUUCCCUUCCGCCUCCUUCACCCUCAGAGGUGAAAAGCACUGCGGGACCCCCACCCAAGGCAGGACGAUCACCUGUAGGAGGAUGAUAAGAGCCUGAGGCCUGCUGGAUACCCUCCCACCAGCCUGCUCACAGACCCUCCUCACAGACCCCAACCCAGCCUGCUGCACAGACUCAUCCCACAGACCAUAACUCCAAUGCACCCUACUGCACCAUGGACCCUGACCCUACUCUUUACCCUGAACCUUACAUCACCAAUAAAAAACACUUGAGUGCAACAUG
Molecule: messenger RNA, 1389 nt
Organism: Gadus macrocephalus (Pacific cod)
Lineage: Eukaryota; Metazoa; Chordata; Actinopteri; Gadiformes; Gadidae
Exons: 2
Coding region: 136-1206 (356 amino acids)
Source: RefSeq, a predicted model, not a curated record